AUGGCAGCCGACGGCACUUGCACUCGCGUGUCAGAGACGCCGGCAUACUCAUCCGGGUUUCAUAACCCUGUCCUUAGUACGCACCUCCCAGGUCGAACUAAUGACGGCGGUGUCUUGCAGAUAGGCCAGCCGGAACCGUUCACAGACGCGUACGGCCAUGCCGGCUCCAGCACGGCCUCAAGGGAGAUCGAGGACACGAGCAGUUCGUACGCGGUGGCGAUGGCGCUGGCCGCACUGGAGGCGAGUCGAAAGCCCCUCCAAACUCUCGAGCAGAUUUCCGCGUCCCUCACCAUGUACGCACCAUACCUCCCUCUCCGAGUGGAGGUGGAGGCCGAUCUGAACAGCUGGAUGCCUAUCCUUGCGGUUCGCACGGCGGCAAAGCCUGCCGAAACAGACUCGGCGUCUACAACGUCAACAAUCAUCCCUGCCCUGACCGUAGUCCCGCUCUACCUCCAUGUGCUGGGUCCUUUGCUACCGUGCCCGAGUGCACAGGCACUGCGUACAUUAGAGGAUAUCCUUCUGGAGGACUGCGAUGGCAGUCGACUGCCCUUGUCUGCGCUGCACUGCGCAGACUUGGAUCUGCGGCGAUUGAAGAUGGGCGAAGACAGUGAUUACGCUCGCCCCACCAUGGCCGCGGCCGCGCAGCAAGCGCAGAGCGACGCAUUUCUUGACCUGUUCCUGUCUCCGACGUCGGAGGAGCACUCGAGCUGCACCGCGACCGCGUCACAGCUGCUAGCUUUCGUGAGGCGUAUCGUUGCCGCUCGCGGUGCGCAUCUCACCACACUGCACUUCACUCGGUGCUACGUCGCGCCGCACGACGUGGGUCAGUCUAUCCCGCUGCCGCUAGCCACAGUGCGACGGCUGCGGUUCGAGCACUGCUCGCUUACUCCCGCCCACGUUGCCGCGCUCGUGGCGCUCGCGCGGCAGCAGGAUGCGCUGGCAUCAUCGAAGUUUGCGGAGUCCCGUGGCGUAGGCGGCCUGUCGUCUCCCCGCAGCCGUUCAUUCGGCGUCCUGGAGGAACUGCAGCUCAGCGGGUCUCUUACGCCUGAGUGCAUCUCCGAGCUGCUGGACUACGUGGAGGAACAGCAGCAGUGCAGUGAGGGGGGCGGCCAGGAGGUUGCCUUGCGGCUCCUGUGCGUGCCAUCGUCGGUGGUGCGCGCGGCGAGCGCGCACCCCUUCGUGCAGGCCAACGGCAGUCGGAUUAGCGUGGUGAGUGCUCAAGGGUAG
Leishmania mexicana MHOM/GT/2001/U1103 is the source of this 1227-nucleotide messenger RNA. RefSeq lists its product as hypothetical. Lineage: Eukaryota; Euglenozoa; Kinetoplastea; Trypanosomatida; Trypanosomatidae. Bases 1 to 1227 code for a protein of 408 amino acids. The record is from RefSeq and is a predicted model, not a curated record. The transcript has a single exon.